GAACAAAACAUUCAUCUGCAUAAAAUGUCUUUCUCUUACACGUCAAAGUUUUCGACUUUCCUUCUGCUCUCUAUAUUUCUAGGGAGCACUUCAAUAGUCUCCGCUGAUUUCAACAAUGAGUUUGAUAUCACUUGGGGUGAUGGCCGUGGUAAAAUACUAAAUGGCGAACUCUUAACCCUUUCCCUCGAUAAAUCAUCUGGCUCAGGCUUUGAGUCAAGAAACGAGUAUCUGUUUGGCAAGAUUGAUAUGCAGCUGAAGCUGGUUCCCGGUAACUCCGCAGGCACAGUCACUGCCUACUAUUUGUCUUCAAAAGGAUCGAACUGGGAUGAGAUCGACUUUGAGUUCCUGGGUAACUUGAGUGGUGAUCCCUAUAUUCUUCAUACAAAUGUAUUCAGUCAAGGCAAAGGCAACAGAGAACAGCAAUUCUACCUGUGGUUCGAUCCAACUGCUGAUUUCCACACUUAUUCCAUCCUUUGGAACCCUCAACGAAUCAUAUUUUCUGUUGAUGGAACACCCAUUAGAGAGUUCAAGAAUUCCGAAUCUAUUGGAGUUCCGUUUCCAAAAAAUCAGCCCAUGAGAAUACACUCUAGCUUAUGGAAUGCUGAUGAUUGGGCGACCAGGGGUGGGUUGAUUAAAACCGAUUGGAGUCAAGCCCCGUUCACAGCAUCCUACAGAAACUUUAGGGCCGAUGCUUGUGUGGUGUCUUCUGGGAAAUCGUCUUGUGGUGGCUCUGCAUCUUCCGGUGGCAAUCAGGCAUGGCUAUCCGAGGAGUUGGAUAACACAAAGCAGGAAAGGUUACAAUGGGUGCAGAAGAAUUACAUGAUCUACAACUACUGCUCUGAUUCCAAGAGAUUUCCUCAAGGGUUUCCUCCAGAAUGCAAAAUGGCAUAAGAAGUAUUCUGUGUACAAUGAUACGCUGGACCUCCGUAUAUAUUCUUCUAUGUAUUUGAUGC
Molecule: messenger RNA, 953 nt
Organism: Lactuca virosa
Lineage: Eukaryota; Viridiplantae; Streptophyta; Magnoliopsida; Asterales; Asteraceae
Source: the annotation of a GenBank genome assembly